UUUGACGUUUCUCACAUAACCUAACCUCUGAAACCUUGUGACAAAGAGUAAUCCUCGUAACAAACCCAAAUAGUUCCAUUUCUUUCCUCCUCAUGUUAUCACCCGCACCUCAACCCUAGCGCACGUCUGCACUCGUCACCAUUCACGAAUCUCGCCACUCCGGCCAAGAGCAAGAUUCCUCGAAAGCAAGAAUAAAAUGGAAGAAACGGCCGUCGCGCCGCCUCCAGCCCCCCAGGACGCCGCCAACACCGCAGACAUAUCACAGGAAAAAACACGGAUCGACGCCGACGAGAACCAGAAGAGUCCGAACGACUCCGAGUACGACAGCGCUGGCAGCUACAGCGAUGAGGAAAGGGACAAAGUGAGGCCCAGGAACUCGAGGGAUCAGACGGAGUCGGAGAGCGAAGGCAGCGUGGGUUUGGAAAGAGAGUCCGGAGAUGGGCAAGAGAGCGUCCCGGCGCGGAAAGUCGACGACGACGAAGACAAGAAGAACCCGCAGUAUAUCCCCAAAAGGGGCACCUUUUACGAGCACGACGACAGGACGAUCGACGACGAUGCAAAUUUGAACACGGCAGAGCUAGAGAAGGACAAGGAACAGAAGAAGAAAGUCUGGCAAGAUAAGAAGGAGAGGUGGAGUCAUGAUCGGUUUAAUGAUUCAGAGCAGGCCCCAAAAUCUAGGUCUGAACUAGUAGCGAUUUAUGGAUAUGACAUCAGGAAUGAGGAUGGACCUCCAAGAGCCAGAAGGCGUAGGAGAUACGGCCGCGGCCCCAACAAGUACACCCGCAACUGGGAAGACGAAGACGCCUACAGCAAACCCGCCCCCACCCGCAUCAAGAAGAUCCCCAAGAAGCCGACCAACCGCAGCGAAGAAUUUCCCCCGCUCAACGACAGGAACCGAGACCGACCGAGAGAAGACGACAAGCCCGAACCGCCCGAGCCCGCCCCCGAGACCAACGGCAACCACCGCAACCCGCCACAGCCCGAGCACGCGCAGCCGCCCCCGCCGCCCCAGGAGUUCUACCGCAGCCAGCAGCAGCGCGUCGGCUCGGGCCGGGUCGUCAAACCCAAACGCGAAAUCAAAGAUUCGGACUACCGGGGCUUCACCACGAAGACGCGCCAGGUCCGGAACAUGAAAACCGACCAGAAAGUCCUUCCGAAACAGAAAAAAGACGAGCCGAUUCAGACGCAGAACUUCACGAAUACCAACAAGAACAACAACGUCCAGGAGCUGGAGAAGGACUUGUCGAAGCUGAGCGUCCAGGAGGGCUCGGCGAAGGGCAAGCACGGCGGGCAGAGGCAGGGCAGCGUUCCGCCGAGGCUGCAGUCGGAGCAGAAGGGCUCGAAGAGGUAUAGUUCCAUACGUCAGCGGUCACUGCCUGAGUCAGCCACGCCGCCCUUCACGCAGCCGCAGCACACGAAUUACUACUCAAAUGAAUUCAACCAGAACCAAGUGAUUCAUCAGAACGCACAAAUUCAUCCGUCCACGACCCAGGUCCCGCAGAUCGCGCCGCCGCCGCUGCCGCCCAUCCCGCAGGUGCCGGUGACGGCCGCGCCCAUCCUGCAGGCCCCGCCCCAGUUCGCGCCGCCCUUCGCCCAGGCCCCGCCCUUCCUGCAAGCGGCCCCUCCCCCGUUCAUCCCCCCGCAGACGCCGCAGAUCAUCAACUACGUGCCGAGCCAGCCGCAGUUCCCGCAGGGCUACCAGGGCUACCAGCAGCAGUUCAAUCAAGUGUCGCAGCCGGAGCUGUACCAGCCCCAGGGCGGGAUCACGUAUUACUCGACCGACCAGCAGGUGUCGCAGCGCUCCGUCCCGCUCAAACGCCCCAAGGCGGCGAUUCCUAUCGUGGCUCCGCCCCCCAUCGACCUCAAAGGUAAGAUGAAGGAGGAGGACGUCUCGUUGUACGAGGGCGACGGCUCGGUGACCAGCGACUCCCAAACAGGUGACAGUAGCAGCGCUCAGGAAUCAAAUAUACAGGAUUGUGGUAAUACCUGGAAUAUACUUUCUCUUAAUUUCACUCAUUUUAAACGUUAAGCGGUUGCUUGGAGAGUUGUCGCGGGUUUUUCCAAAUUUUUUUUCUUUUUGUGAAAAUAUAACGUAUGCAUUACGUGCAACAUUUAGGAAUAGAAAAUUCUUAUUUUAAUGUUAUUUGUUUAAUAAUCAAAUAUUUACUUUUCAAUGUAAAGUUUUUGUAAAACUACAUGUAUUAAACAUACAAGUGAUACAACAAGUGUGGUUUCAUUUCACUCUACGUAACAUCGUCCACCUGUCAUUUUCCAGUAUUAGUAUUAUCAGAGAACGCAUUUUUAAUUCCCAAUUUUCAAAAGGGCAAUGACUUACGCCGUCACAAUCUUAUUCAACCGUUGAGCUUCACAUCACGUACUUAAAUAAGAGCGUUUAGUGACUCACCUUGUAUAAAUAUUAUUCGAGGUGAAACUGUCAACGCUCGACGCAGACUCACCACUCCACAAGUAAAAUAAAGGACAAUAAAAACAAUCAAACAAUAAUCAAAAAACACAAACCUGUAAUUCGCAUAUAAAUAAUUCUAAGUUUUUUCUUCCAAUAGUUUGUAAAAUGUACGUCAGAUUAUAUAACAACGUUAAUUAGGGAA
Molecule: messenger RNA, 2606 nt
Organism: Zophobas morio
Lineage: Eukaryota; Metazoa; Arthropoda; Insecta; Coleoptera; Tenebrionidae
Gene: btz
Product: protein CASC3
Exons: 7
Coding region: 197-2029 (610 amino acids)
Biological process (GO): mRNA processing
Cellular component (GO): exon-exon junction complex
Molecular function (GO): mRNA binding
Source: RefSeq, a predicted model, not a curated record